AUGCAAGAGUCGAUUAGAGUUGCACCAAAAACUAUUCGAUUCACCGAUCAAAUUCAAGUGAGAGAAAUUCCAAAUAAUGAGGAGGAGAAGGAAGCGCAAGAAAAAUCAAAUCGACGCGCAUCAUGGGAUCCAAAUUUAAAUAAUAAAGAUGUUUUUCGUAUACCAGCAAAACGUCAACGGAAUUGUGUUAUUGGAUGUGUUGUCUGCGGCCUAAUUGUUGUUGUUAUCAUUGUCGGUGUUUCAUUAGGAGUGAUACUUAGUCAGACAUCAACAACUACAGCUGCUCAAUCACUCACAUACAAUGCAGUAUGCACGUCAGGCUCGAAUCAAUGUAAAUCUUCACAAAACCUUUAUUGUCCAAAUGGAUUUUGUUCGUGUAUCUCACCUUAUUCAUGGAAUACGGUACUUAAAACUUGCACAUUAUUGACGUAUAAUCAAGUAUGUUCAACAUCAAGUCAAUGCAAUUCAUCAUUAGGGCUCAGAUGUACAAAUCAAAUUUGUCAAUGCGACAGUUACCAUUCAUGGGUAUCAUUAAAUAAUACAUGUGUAACUAUUGUAAAUAAUACUUUAAACUAUGGUGACACAUGUGCGGUUGGAUCAAGCCAAUGUAAUUCAUCUGUUGAACUGACUUGCACGGGUAAUUGUACAUGUAAGAACUCUAAAGUAUGGAAUAUAUCUACGUGCGUUUGUCCAGCUGCAACAUUUUUAAAUUCAUCGAAUCUUUGUCAAACAGCAUACACGAAUAAUCAAACAUGUACCAUCGGCUCUAACCAAUGUGAUUCAACAAGAGGUCUUUCAUGUUAUAACAAUAGUCGAUGUGCAUGUGAUUCAGCCAAAUAUUGGAAUAUAAGUUCUCAAACAUGCUUACGUCGCCUUAAUUAUUCUGAAGCUUGUUCAUACGAUAGUGAUUGUCAACCAACAUUGAUAUGUCCUACAAUUCCAGGUUAUUGUAAUUGCCCUCUAUAUUUAGCAGGUUAUGUCUGCAAUUGUGCGAACACAACUUAUUAUGAUUCAACUCUACAACAAUGUGUUAAUCGAGCUGCAUAUAAUGGUUCCUGUAUAUCAUCAGCAAAUUAUACAUGCCUUUCACCGCUGUAUUGUAAUGCGGGUAUAUGUAAUUGA
This is a messenger RNA of Rotaria socialis, 1122 nucleotides long. The record is from the annotation of a GenBank genome assembly. NCBI's taxonomy places the organism in Eukaryota, Metazoa, Rotifera, Eurotatoria, Philodinida, Philodinidae.